Messenger RNA from Lactuca saligna, 465 nucleotides. The record is from the annotation of a GenBank genome assembly. Lineage: Eukaryota; Viridiplantae; Streptophyta; Magnoliopsida; Asterales; Asteraceae.
AUGGAAUUCCAGUUCCAAGGUGAUGAUCACAGCAUAAUGAUAUAUUACCCAAGUGCAGCAGGGGGUGUCGCUUGGAAUUACAUUGGCACAAAGCUUGCACCUGGAUCUGUGGAUCAAAUAGCUUGGGUAUGGCAUAUUGAGCCCCAUGGCCAUAGCAAGGUUAAGGAUCUUGAACUAAAUUGGCAUACAAAUAGUGUAGAUCAGUUAUGUUGGGAUCCUAAACAUGCCGACUUGAUUGCCACUGCUUCAGGUGACAAGAAUGUUUGUCUAUGGGAUGUCUGCAGUGAAAAAUGUUCACAUCAAGCAGAACUCAGUGGGGAGAACAUUAACAUUACCUAUAAACAAGAUGGGACUCAUGUAGCAGUUGGGAACCGGGUAAAUGAGAUUGCAUGGAACAUGAGUGGGGACAUGUUCUUCUUGACUACACUCCCCUCUUGUGCUGGUAACCCUAGCCUUACACUGUAG